AUGAACUGCGACCUGUCCAAGCCCUCCAAAGGUGGCACAAGCUCAGACCAGGCCGCAGCCUACUGCCAUGGAAUCCUCGACCCCAACUCCCAGGUGGGGAACUGCCUGCCGCUGGGCAACAUGCGGAUGGGGACGUGGGUGCACGACAUCGAGUGCCACCCGGGCCAGGGCGCGAAGCUGGCGCGCUCCGCGGGGACCUUCGCCAAGGUGGUGAAGGAGCCUGGCGCGCAGUGCCUGGUGCGGCUGCCCUCCGGCGUAGAGAAGGUGCUGGACUCACGGUGCCGAGCGACCGUCGGCGUGGCCUCCAACCCCAACCACGGCGUGCGCAAGCUCAGGAAGGCCGGCAACAGCCGGUGGCUCGGCCGGCGCCCCGUCGUGCGCGGCGUGGCGAUGAACCCCGUGGAUCAUCCGCACGGCGGCGGUGAGGGCCGCACCAAGGGUGGCAGGCCGUCGGUGUCCCCCUGGGGGAAGCCCACCAAGUCUGGCUACCGCACGGUGAUUAGGAAACAUGGCCGCUAG
Messenger RNA from Spirodela intermedia, 519 nucleotides. NCBI's taxonomy places the organism in Eukaryota, Viridiplantae, Streptophyta, Magnoliopsida, Alismatales, Araceae. The record is from the annotation of a GenBank genome assembly.